Messenger RNA from Paramuricea clavata, 9584 nucleotides. NCBI's taxonomy places the organism in Eukaryota, Metazoa, Cnidaria, Anthozoa, Malacalcyonacea, Plexauridae. The record is from the annotation of a GenBank genome assembly.
GUCAGAAUGGAGAGUUUGAGGGAAGCGCAGAAUCAAAUCUGGGAAAUGGUAAGUGCCCACAUUGGAGUAAUUUUCUUUCUUUGGAAGUUGCGUUUUGAUUUAAUUUUCUUUGUAAAUUGUUUAAAAUACCGCAAUAUUAAAUAAUCGAAAAGCCCACGAUACCCUCAAGUUUUAUUACAUCUACAAUAUAACCAGUAUACGAUAACUGCUCGUUCUUUUGUUACAGAUCGGUUAAUUGAUUACACUAGCGACAGCGAGCUCAAUUUUCAAAUAGUCGAAGGUUCAGGGACAGGAAUAGGAAUAGGAACAGUUAGACGGAAAACAGCUGACUGUGUAUUGCUGAAUCUGCCCUCGAUUGGAUUCAAUUUUAAAGGAAAAGACUUCACAAGAGCUUAUGUAAGAACAAGCACACAGUUUUAUUUGUUACUGAUUUGGGAACAAAUAUUGUAAGAUGUUUUAAAAGUUAAUUCCUCAAUACUCAAUUCCUGCUGAGAUUUUGCUGAAACUUUCUUAGCUUAAUGUUUAUGACAUGCUUAUAAUAAAAUCGGGAAAAGUGAUAUGGUUGAGAACGUUUAGAAGACUGACAAGCAAACGUUCAUUUAACACGAAGUAUUAUUAAUUGGCCAACAUUGAACGCAAGAUCGCGUUGUGGCGUGCAUGAUGUGUUGCUGUAACAACACGAUAUUUUUCUUUUUAAAUAUUUUUUUACAAAACGGCAAAAAUUAACGCGAACUAGUUGAAAGGUUAAUACUUUUAACUAUACAACAAUAUGAGCUUUGCGGAUUUAAUGUAAAAUUUAAUCUUUACUGUCUUUCCAAUUGAAGUGUUGCUCAAAUAUUGAUUCAAUACAUUACCUCGGGCUGACCAAUUCAUUUGAUCAAGUUCCUCGAGAUAUUCAUACACUUCCUAGUAUAAUUGUAAACUUCCUGUUGAAUAGUUUGAAUGCACCAAUCACCUUUGUUGUUUGUGCAACUAACCAAUCAUAAAUAGAAAGGAAGUGACCAGAAAUGAUCAAAUACUUGGAAUUGGCUCUUUCACAGGAAGUGUAUGAAUAUCUCGAGGAACUUGAUCAAAUGAAUUAAUCAGCCCGAGGUAAUGUAUUGAAUCAAUAUUUGAGCAACACUUCAAUUAUAUUGGAACGACAGUAAACGCUUCGUAAAAUGAUAUAGGUAUAGCCUAAUAUCUAUAUCUAGUGAACUUAAGUCUUUACCUUUUUUAAAUAUAGAAAUUUAUUGUUGUUUUGUCGGAACCAUUAGCAACUCUGAAAUGCCAAUAUAUCUAAAUGUAAUUGUCACAUGAAGUGCUAUUGCACUAUCCAAAAUUUGGUGCUUUCUUUACCCAGUGCACGAUUUUCUGAACAGGAGCAAUGGGCUAUAGCAAGGAGUAAAGCAAUCCCGACCAAUACUGCUUCGUCUAUCCCGAAACCGCAACAAAUUAGGGAUUACUAUUAAUAGGCAAAUCUAACGAUUAUUUUAAUUCUGUGUAGCAGGCCAUGCAGUAUCCCCUAUCCUUCAGAUACAUCACUGUGCAGAUGAUUUAGAUCUCCAUCAAAGGCUAAUUUUUUUUUUCUGGAUCCCAUAUUUUUUUAAAGCAUAUAUUUAACCUUAGUAUGGUCUAAUUAUUUACAUAUAUAUAGCAAGGGAACACUAAAUUUUUUAAAGUUUUUCUAUGCUGAGCAUAUUAAAGUAGAAGUAAAAAAUGACCGAUGAAAGAAAAAGCUUGGGAACUGAAAAAGUAACUAGGGAUGCAAUUGUCAUACAACACCAUACAAUAGGUUACACAUGCAGUCAUAUAUAUAUAUAUAUAUAUAUAUCCAUUAUGCCAAGUGUCAAUUUAAUCGGUAAUCGAUGCGUACAAUUGCAUGCUGUCCAAUUCCAGGAACUUAUAUGCACUUUAUUUUUCAGGUAUGCGCGAAUGGAUUAGUAAAAUUUGAGUCGCGCAUUUACGAAGUAAAUCCUCGGAAUUUUGGUACCUAUAGGGGGCAGUCUAGUGAUUCUGCUUGUCUUGCACCAUACUGGUCAUUUGUUAACUUAGACUACUUUCAAAGUGGACAAUCAAAGGUGUUUUAUCGUAAAUACGAAGAUUCAAAUAACGACUUUCGUGGCGUGUUUACCAAGGCUAGGGACUUUGGCAGAACAAUAUUAAGCGAAUCAGGGUACAAUCCGUUUUGGGUAACGGUCAUAACCUGGGUGGAUUUGCGACCGAAACAACCUGGGGAUGUUACUUAUGGUGGGGUAAGUGAACUGAAUUAUUCAUUAAACUCUUUUUUGUUUGCCCAUAAUUAGACCAGGACAGUAUCGUCCUGGGGCCGGUUGUAUAAAAAAGUGAUUAAAGUUAACUAUAGUUAGUGGAAACGUCAUCCAAUAAGAAGCGCGUAUUUGAUAGUUAAUCACUAUUUAACUACAAAAUAGUGAUUAAAAAAGUGAUCAAGAGUUUUAUACAACCGGCCCCUGGUCUUUAUGCUAACGACUUUGAAGAUUCGCAUUGUCGCAUCUUUGGUUUCAGUGCAUACUAUGAAGACAAGAGAACAAUCAUUCGAUUUAAUGAAGCAAUAUCUCCCAAUUCUUAUUGAUAGUUUCAGUAAAAUGAUAACAUUAUAGCGAUUUACUACCUUUAAUUUUAAAGUUAAGCCUGGUACACACUGUACUCAAAUAUACCUGCGGGUAUGUCGGCGGCUAUAUUGUCGUUAAGCAGUAAAAGCAGUUCAACCAAAUAAUUCAAUCACAAUGUACGCACAACCGUUGUAUAUAAACAAUAAUAGUGCAGGCAUACCGCAUGCAAGCAUACCAUGGGCAUAUCCAUACCAGGCUUUAGAGGUUAAACAGGCUUUUAGCUUUUAAAUGACACCCCUCGCUUUUACAGAAUUUUGCUAUAAUGCGCCGUUUUCCACCUUCGAGAUUCCUUCCAUUUUUCGAACAUUUACAGCCAAAUGUUUGGUGCCCAUUUGGGAAAUGUAUGUUAUUGUGAGUCCAGUUUGCAAUUACUGAAUGAGCAUCCAGUGUUGUAAAAUGUGUAGUCACUCAAUUUUGAUGUAAAAAGGCGAGUAUAGGUAAAAGUUUAUUUAGAUAAUAUAAACUUGAUGCUUGCACAUGCGUUUGCGCCAUAUUUACACAAGGGACUUCAAUUUAAAUCCCAAAUGUGAAUAAUUUCAAUACUAAGACAAUAAAUAGUUUUACGUGCAAUUCCCAACGGUAGAAAAAUGUGAUUUCGAGAAAGGUAUAUACAGGGUGUCCCAAAAAACCCGAAAACUAUUGAAAUCACCAAUAACAAUUUAAUUGUUAGAAUUUGAAUGCCUUAGCGCUUUGUUGGUUCUCACGAGUGCAUAAAUGAUUGACAUAAGUAAAUUUUAUGCAUAAAGAAACUGUUUAAGAAGCUGUUUUUAAUUCCCAGAAGCAGAAAAUCGCGCACUUUGCCAGGAGAUAUUCCUAACUAAAUUCUAAUACAUGCACCUUGUCAAUAUUUUACGCAUCGUUACGUCCAGAUGUUUGGUAGGGCAUUCAAAUUUAACAAUAAGUGAUUUCAAUAGAUUUCGUUUUUUUGGGACACCCUGUACAGGCUGUCCCAAAAAAAAGUGACACUAUAGAAAUUAUCUCAUUGUUCUUAAGCCGCUCUUAAACGCGCGUGAUUACACGUUUGGGAAUUUAAUCAACUUGUAUUUACAUUUAAGCAUUUUAAAACGUUUUCGCUUUGUGUCCAAAUAUUUUAACGCCCAAGUCAAGCAAAACGAUUACACUAAUAAACGGUUUGCUUUUUUAUUUUAAAUUCCAGAAGCAGAAGUUUAUGCACCUGUGGGAUUUCGUUGCAAUGACGUCCAUAAAAAGCCCCUUGCGUUCAAUUAGCAAUUUAACGAAUUGCUUAAUUAAUUAAGGUGGCUCCCUAGGGUUUUAUUUCAGGGGGUUACGUUCUUCGUAUAUAUGUAAUCUAAAACUCAUGUGACUUCAAAAUACGAAUGAACGUUGUGUUUUAUAUAGAAAUCUUUUUUGAAACAAAAGUGUGAGCUUUGCUUUAGUUGAAAGCAUAAAAAGAGUUCUAAAAGCCCCCAAAAAUACUUGGAUGUGAUGUUUCAAAAGAAGAUAAUGUAAAUUUGUUUUUUUCAAGCGGUAUUCUGGAAGUUUUCUUGAACCGCCGUGACGCCGUACGUGAGGUUCGACCGCAAACAUUGGGACACGAUAUAAAGUUUCCUCAAGAAUUUGCAGUGUUUUCUCUACAAUCUAACAGCACUUAUGACAAUAAAGAUGACUUAAAGUGCUACUGCAGCGAAUUUUUCGACCCUCAUUUUUUUAGCUUAAUUAAAAGUACUUUCCUUCCUGACCUGUUCACCACAAACAGAAUUGAAAUUGGUCAAUUCAAACCGAUUUUAUAGCCUUCCAAAGUGGCCAUUUUUGGCACUUCCUGUGCGAACUUUUGAUCGGCCAUGUUGAUGCCAUGUGACGUCAUAAGAUGAACACGAUUUCAUCAUGGCGUAUUAAAAAUAUAGUAAAACCAACAAACACGGAUACAAAGGCCGUGUUUCUGGCAGUUCUAACUUAGAUUAUUGCACGAAUUCUGAACAGCCUGAAGGAAUACCCAUGCAUCUACUUCCCAACAAAGAAACAGAUCCACAGAGUGGAAGAAAGUCAGUGAAUUUUAUCCGUAAACAUUGACCGCGGGUUUUCACGCAUCUGCGAACCUAGUGUUUUGAUUGAGCCCGUUUUCAAGAUGCGUGCUAUAUCUUAUUUUCAUUAACAAAACCUCGUAAAAUGGAAAGAAUACUGAAGGAAGAAACUGUUUAUACAAUUCACAUGGCUAGAAUUAUUCCCCUGGCUUUACAACUAACAGACGCAAGGCAAAUAAUUCAGGUAUAUAGUGAAGUACAAAUUAAUAUGUUCGCACACAUGGUGAAUAUUUUGCGCAAAUGAUGCUAUAUAGUUAGUCUAAAGUGUUUAACAUUUCUUAUGUUUUAGAUGAUUUGUGGUUGUAAAAAGACUAUCUCCUGUUAAGUUAGUUUCUUGUCCAGAGCAUCUUGUCAAUCUUGAAAUUGAAAUAAAGACAACAAUUCAGCAUGCCUUGACCUAGUUUCGUCAAGACUUCUGAUGACAUUUUGAGAGAAACGAUGCCAUUGGAGUUAUAUUCAGUCAUAUCAAUAAUACAUAUUGCAUAGUAUAAAGUAACAAUAAAUAUAAUAUAUAAUACAAUAGUAUAAUAUUGCACUGGUACGCUGUUAUGUGAGAAAUAUAUUUGUGCACAAAACAUGAGGGAUGCAACUUAACUGGUUACUUUGAAGAUUAAUAUAAUUUCAAAAUAUUACAGUAUAUGUGAUAUUGCACAGUGGCACAAUUUUGACUCAAUGGUUAACUGACUCAGUCACAAUCCAACUAAAGUCGCCCGCUUUUCUGCUCAAACGUAAGGCAGCUGUGUCUUUGUUGUUGGAAAUUAUUUUCUUCUGUUUUCCCAUCCAAGUAAAACUAUAGCCAUCAAUAGAACCACAGCCCGUAAUUGCCUAUCGCUAUCUAUUAAAAACAAAAUCAAAAUCAAAAUCAUUUUGAGUAUUGCGAAUUAUUACUAUUAGGCUAUGAAUAUGCUUGUGUUUAUAAACGUUAUUAUAUUUUUUGUCAUGCACAAUCCAGUUUAUAAUAAAUAUUAAGUUACACACACCAGAUGUGUUCAAACAAUCCGACACAAUACCGAGGCGAGCACAAUACAGUAUAAAUAUACAUGCAAUAAAAAGGUCUACUUACCACUAUUAAAUUUUACAGGUAUUGUUCCAUCGCUUGAUUUCUCCAACACAGUCAUAGAUGGUAGUUGCCUAUCUGCAGCGGCGUUAUAUAAUUUCUCUAUCUAGUGAAGCUGUAUAAAAGCUGUUAGGCAACUGGUUCAUCAUCGUAUUUCAAAGCCGACUUAGCCGAGUAUGGAUUCGUUGACUUCCAGAUGUAGUACUGACCCUAUUAUCUGAAUCUCUAACCGUCAUUUCGCCGUCAAAUAAACAAUAAGAUAUAGCACUUGUUCUUCGAUUUUUAAAAAUCAGUUAUCUGCGCCAUAAACAAGUGAAAUAGACAAAAAUUCCAUUGCAAUAUGUUGACGCGCCAUAUAAUUUACUACAAAUACGACCUUCAUAUCCUCGUUUCCGUUCAUCUUAUGACGUCACACGGCAUCAAUAUGGCGACGGAAAAGUUCGCACGCGAUAACCAACUUCAGAGGUUAAAUUUGGCAACUUCUAAGCAUGGCAUGAUGGUCAAAUAUAUAUGAAAAUGCUUCUAAAAGACUGAAUUUUUAUUUAAGCUAAAAAAAACUAGGUCCAAAAAUUCGCUGCAGUAGCACUUUAAAUAAUGAGCUAUUUCUACGGGUGAAAUGAGAAGGGCCGAAACUCCAAAUAUACCACUAUAAAAACUGAAAUUUGAACGGGCAUUUUGUAAAAACAUCCAUAUAGUACUAAUUCGCACGGGACGAAUUUUGACAAACAUUUUUCAAAUUAAUACCAAGAAGUCAUAACCAGUAAUUGCAAGUGAAGAAAGUAUUAUCUUUUAUGGAAAGUUUUAAAAAAUUUCCCCGAAGGGAAUUUUUAAAAUGUCACGACAUGACAACAUAUUUUUAACACAAAAGUAGCAAUUUGCAAUGUUCAGGGGAAUAUUGACAAUGUGUCCAAUAAAUUUCGUCUUCAUGUCAUCUAAAGUGAAGAAACUGGAGUCUGCUGAAUACUAUACUGUAGUAAAUUAAAAAAACCCUAAGGAGCCACCUUAAGAUGGAGUAAUACGGGCAACAAAAUUUUUGCAACUUGCAACAAAAUCAGAUUUUAACGUAUCUUAAUUUAAAUGUUUACAUAUACAUUACCAAUCACGAUCACAACAUUUGUCAACAUUUCUACAGUAACACGAACUUUGAAGCAAUUUUCUUGCUCGUAUUAACCAAGCUUUACAUUCAUGCUAAAAUUUUUACCGACGAUCAAGAAGGAGCAAUUUAUUUUAAAAAAUAAAUUAGGAUUAAUAAGAGGCAACAUCCAUACCGAAAACUAUGCAACCUAAACGGAAACGAUAAGCAAAGAAAACAACCGCCUUGCUAAGUGUCAAUGCCAAAUUGCCAAUAUAAUCCCAUUUUACUAAGCCGACAUUCUUCAGUUAUCAGCAAAAGCUAGCCAAAUUUUUAUCUCAGUUCACUCUGGUUUCAACGGUCUUCGAGACAACAUAAAAGGAAAAUUUUCCGUACACGAAAAUGCCCGUGGUAUACAUUUUUCUCGGAUAAAUCGAAGCUUCCAAGUCCCGACGUUCAGAACCUGGAAAACGGCUGCUUUCUAUCCACAUCUGAUCCACUUUAAACCGGUGAGUGCGUUUCAUAUUGUCAUUAUACUUAAGCGCGUUAUGUUAUCCACUAAAGUUGCUACGAACAGCAUAAACCUACCAAUGUUCGUCCAUGGUAGAACGUUUUUGGAGCCAUACUACGUGCGCAGUUCGAGUACAUUCCAUGAACUGUUCGGCUUUUCGUUACCCGCAUUUAGUUUACCAACAUAUACUAGCUAUAUUGCGCGACUUUGCUCUCACGAGGCAGUUAUGAAUGAUAUGAAAACGCAGGCCUAAGCCCAUGCAGGGUCAACAUGUGUUAGUUGGUGUCAGGACGAUAAUUUUAUAUAUACAAUAUAAUACCCAUAUAUGUUUGUCAUUUACAAGUAUAAUGUCCACUUCAUCAACAAAAUACCCUGCUUUCAUGAUGAAACAUUUGGCUACAGGCAUAAACAGAGUCGUCCUAUACGUAAACUACACGCUAUAGUCUGAAAUUAUACCCAAAACACACUUUAGGCAGUUAGAUACAUGCCACAUGCUUCUGCGUUCAUCGACCACAAUUUUAUAGUAUAUAGCUAUAUGUACAGUAUAUGCUCAUAUUAAUGUCAUUACCCGCGUACGUAACAUAUUUUGCUUGAAAGCAGCUACAUUUGCGCUCAUUCCUCGAUAUGGCCAGUCAAAUUAUGCCAGUCUGUGGCAGUCUCGCAGAAUACUCUCAUCUUAUAAUCUAACUCCUUGCGGUGAGGCAUAUCCAUGUUUUGUUUUGUUUUCCCCAUGAACCACAUUUGUAAGAUUGUACUGAUAUCAUUUGCCUGAUACCGAAGAGGUAAAUAGACUUCAUUACUCUGUAACUCGAUUUAAGAUACCCUUAAACUGUAGCGCUAGCCAGCUACAAGCCAAUUUGAAGCAUGCAUAGCAAACAAUAUGACGCUAUACAUACAUCUCUAGGUUAUAAUAUAUAUACAUGUACUGCACCAACUACUGUGUCUGUGAGUAGUGUAUGUCACCUAUAAUCAUAUAUCUCAAUCAAGAAUAAAUUUACAAACGAGUAAACAACCACAUAACUUCAGCCACGACACCAUACUCCAUAGUCAUAGAUAUUUUAUAUACACUAGAUAUCUAUGCACGACACGCGCGUAUGGAUUGUUAUCCAAGAUAUACAGAACACCAUGCACACGCAUUAUACAUACAUUAUGCCCUUACUAUACAAUAUCUCGCUAUAUGGUCUACUCUCCAAACCCGGUGAAGACCCAAGAAAUCCAUUAGCCAAAGACUGCCUACAAAAGAUUGCACAACGCAAAAUCCCAAACUCCUGUGUAGACUAUAUAUAAAGGUAUAAAAUUACAAACUGGCAGAGGAAAUACUGCUAGUGAAAGAAUUUAAAGAUCGUCGGUUUCUCACUCGUUCAGGAAUGCUCAUUACAGAUUUUAAUUAACCCCACUGUAGAGGAAACAUUUCCUGCUACACUCGGUAUUUGGACGCGGCAGAGCACAUGAAGCCUCAAUUCGCUGGCGGAGGUUUAUGCAGCUGGGUUAGACGAUUUUAUUACUGACAUUCCGCUUUCAUGGGUUUCCGCAUAUUUCUCUCUGGAAAGAUUGGAAAUUGCGCGGCCGAGAUUUCGAAAAUUUAAUAGUAAAUAUAUAGAAAGCAUCAAAAUUGCCUGCACGUCAUGACGUCAUAUAACUGUAAAAUACAACAUAUAUAUUCUCCUGUACAAAAACCUCAGUCUCACAAAAUAUGUCAACAGCGAUCUUCGCAUUUUAUACCACAAAUCAAAUGACAAGCGCUACAAUAAUUCAAAUACUACAGCAUGACAUCAUGAUCACCUGCAAUAUGUCCUGCAUUCGCAUGGCGUUUUACAAAACCCAGUACUGUACAUAUAGUAGGUACUUGUAUAGCGUACCAAAACGAAAAGGUUUACGGCAUAUUUCACCAGAUCAAGACAAUUCCUAAUACUAUACACUGUUAUUUCCGAGAUGAUUUCCUGUUUUAUGCCAUCGCGCACACACCCCACAUGCAAUUCGAACUAAACAUACUUCACAGUUCACUACAGUAUCACACGCCGAGACAAAGCCAAAUUAAGGGGUAGUUCCACUACAAAUUUAUUCAUCGCGCAUUGCGACAACUAUUAUCGGCCAGCUCAUGAUUACACAGAGCAGUUUUUGCUUUUCUCUGUCUCUCUUUUAGUCAUUCUGUUACAAACGAAGGAAGGACAUGAAGAAGAUCUCAGGAUUUGCGCCAUCUUGGUUUCCGCCUUCCAUCAUCUAUCUGGAUCACGCCUACGUCCUAAUGGCUAUGAACUCUCUACGUAUACAUGAACUAUUUAUGACAUAA